AUGAAAAGAAGCUUCCAAGAUUAUGCUCACAACAGCACUUUCGGGAGUAACAAUGAUGAUGAUGAUGAUACUCAGCCACAAGCCGUAAACACAUCAAUGGGAUCAACAGAUAUAAAAACAGCUGAAAUUGAUAGGAUGGAAGGAUAUGUAAAACAAUUAAUAGAUUCCAGAUCAUCAGACCGAAAAACACUUCUCACAUUCUUGAUCACAUAUUUCAGUCCAACUUCCGAUAAUUUUAUAUUGAACGGGCUUUCUUUUUUACAAGAUCCAUCACCACUAUUGUCCUAUUUGACAAACAUUUUUCAGUAUUUAUCAACAGAUGUCGGAGGCGUAGAUCCACUCUAUGACCGUGAUUUAAUAGCUUUAUUUAUUAGAUUUGUUGCAAGCAUUGUCUCUUCAAAUGUAGAACGACAGGAUGUCGCAAAAUUAAUGGAAGACAUUGAUUGGCUGUCGUAUUUACUGACUCAUGAAUCACACAAAAUUAAGCGCCAAGCUUAUAAUGGGCUCAUUGAAAUUUCCACAAAGAGUUCGGAAUUUGCCCAAUCAAUAUUUCAAGUUCUUCCUCCACAUGAAAAGGUACUGUGUGAUUGGGAUCAAGGAAUACGAAAAAAUUAUCUUGAAUUGUUGUCAAUCACAUAUCCUUUAACUGGAGGUGACAACAAAACAAAUACCAUUGUAGAAAUUUUGAGAUCAUGUCUAUAUGAUAGAGACACUAGAGUUAGAGCACAAGCCAUCGACUCUUUCAUAAUAUUGUAUAGACGGGGUAUGCAAUUAUCUUUUGAUUUGUAUCCAGAAGCAGUCAAUUCACUUCACGACGAUACUGAGGAGGUGAGGGAGAGGGGUUUAGAGCUAAUUACCUUGUUGGCCCAAAUUUAUCCAAAUCGAACUGUUACUCAUUCAGGAUCUCAGCUUUCUCUAGUAGAAGACGCCUUCGGAAAAAUAUGCAAUGCUGUGAGAGAUCAUGUAGUUUCUGUUAGGACAAAAGCAUGCAGAAUGCUAGGAAAAUUGAAAGGUGUUAAAGAAACUCUUCUUCUUGAGGGCUUUGGAAAAAUCGAGCUUGAAUAUACUCCAAAAUAUAAUAGGAAAAAACAACAAAGGGAUGAAGAGGAUGCCAAUACCAAGAAAAAGACAAUACAACAAAAACAAAUGAUUAUGGAGCAAGAUUUAAGUAAUUAUGAAUUUGCAGAACAGGAUGUUGACGGAGAAAUCUCCAUCAAGGGAAGCGAAAAGGAUGCUCUUUUGUAUAGCGGUGCAGUUGGAACGUUUGUAUUAGCUCUUGAGGACCAAUAUAGAAGCGUAAGAAUGGCAAUAAUCGAGUCUAUAUGCGAGCUCAAUAAGCAAUCUGAGCUUUUCAGUAGAAAAUCAGUGGAUUAUUUGAUAGAAAUGUUUAACGAUGAGAUUGACUCAGUUCGAAUUCAUGCCAUAGACUCUGUAAGCAAAAUUAGUGCUUCUUCUCUUAGAUUUGAUGAGGAACAACUUCAAAUUGUGUUGGCUAUUCUUGAGGAUUCCAACUCGGAAAUUAGAGCUUCAGUUAGAAACCUAUUGAGAGUGAUUGUAUUAUCCAACGCAAGAUGCUUACAGUCUGCCAUUCGAGCACUUUUAAUUAAUAAUCUCAGGAAAUAUAGAUCCGAUAUUGACCAAAUUUACACGUGCUUAAGAGAUCUUGCAAAGAAUCAUUCAAAACUUACAGAAUUUUUAAUUGAAGAACUUUUAAGAUUAGAACGUUAUAUCAUGCCAACUGAAUACAAGGUUGAUGAUGAAUACUACACCGGACUGUGUAUUGCCAUUUUUAGCGCUAGUGAGGAAAAUUCAAGAAUUCCAAAUCAUCUUCCCAAGUACAUGUACAAACACUACGCCUACCUCCGUUCCAAAUAUCCUAACUUAUUUCCAAACUUAACCAUCAAGACGCUCAAUAUGAAUUCAAACUCUAUGGCCUACACUUUUUCAGAUCACGAUUUAUCUUUAGAAAAACCGUCAAAGAAGCAAAAGCCAGAAGUGGAUACUAUGGAUUCUAACUCUCUAGUUAUUCCAUUUGUGAAUGCGUUUAAUCAGAUACGACUUUUGGUACUGAACAGCGAACGAGAAGAUCCAGUAUCAGCUAUGAAAACACUGAGAAGCGAGUUAAAGAAAACACCAAAGAGCAAGGACAGAAGUUUGAACGUGUUUAUACACUUCUUGAACAUUUAUUGUGCAUGCUGCCAAAACUAUUUAUCUAUUUUGCAAGCAUUGCAAUUCAAAAUGAUUGGUUCAAGCAUUUUCAAGAACAUUAUUCAAAUGACAUACAAGAUUGAAAAGCUUUUUGGAAAUCUCAGCGUUAAUAUUCUACAUCAAUUAAUGUGCUUGAGACUUGUUGUGUACCUCAAAUAUCUUAUUAACAGCGCUGAAAAGGCUACAACUAUAUUUUCCAACAGCGAUCAUUCAAACAUUCAAAAGAUGAGACAUCUAGCACAUUCAAUUCAAAAGUUUUCAAACGACAAUAAUUUAUCACUAGAUCCUAGUAUACUGCAAAUUGUGAACCAUCUGAUCGAGAACGAUGAGGUUUCUCUCGUCCAUUUAUCAACAAUUCAAUUUUAUCCAGCCGAGCUAAGUCUUAAUGACAUUGGACAAAUGCAGCUCAAGCAAUGCACAAUCAUUUCUCCUGUGUCCAACAUUGAAAAACCAAUUGAGUACCAACCUUUUAUUUCUCUUUCUAUACCAGUUCAAUGUACGAUGAGAGAUGUUUCUUUAGAAAAUGACCAAUUAUUUAUUAACGUCUCUUUUCCAGACGGUACUCAUUCAAUAUUUCCAAUUGAUAAUCUCAAAGAUAUUUCCACAAGCAGCAGUAGUGGAAAAGUAACACUCUCUAAGGAGAUACAAUUAAGGACAGAAUGGUGGAGUGAGGCUUGCUCAGUUGAUAUAUCUAUUGCGUCUUCCUUUGUCACUCAAAUUCCCAACGAGUUUUCACUAAUCGAGUCCUCAACCAGUGAUACAGUCAUUACUGCUUCCAUUUCACAACAACCAUCCUCAUGCUUGGUACCAUUGAGCAAGGGAGUACAAUUACUCAUUCAUCCCAAACUGAAAUAA
Molecule: messenger RNA, 3063 nt
Organism: Naegleria lovaniensis
Lineage: Eukaryota; Heterolobosea; Eutetramitea; Acrasida; Naegleriidae
Exons: 4
Coding region: 1-3063 (1020 amino acids)
Biological process (GO): snRNA processing
Cellular component (GO): integrator complex
Source: RefSeq, a predicted model, not a curated record